Messenger RNA from Diaporthe batatas, 2162 nucleotides. Its product is annotated as E3 ubiquitin-protein ligase PRP19. NCBI's taxonomy places the organism in Eukaryota, Fungi, Ascomycota, Sordariomycetes, Diaporthales, Diaporthaceae. Gene Ontology annotation, cellular component: cytoplasm; U2-type catalytic step 1 spliceosome; Prp19 complex. The transcript is spliced from 3 exons. Gene Ontology annotation, molecular function: ubiquitin protein ligase activity; protein binding. Bases 139 to 1590 code for a protein of 483 amino acids. The record is from RefSeq and is a predicted model, not a curated record. Gene Ontology annotation, biological process: DNA repair; mRNA splicing, via spliceosome; protein ubiquitination.
CGCGGCUGCAAAACCGUGCCAGUGCCAGCCUUGAUCAAUUGAUGCGUCCAGCCUCGAGCUUCGCAAAAAGAACACCCAUCACCACAUCGCCCAGCUGGCCCUGCCAUUGACUCGCCAGCGCAACAAGGACGAGCCAAGAUGCUUUGUGCCAUCUCGGGUGAGGCUCCCGAGGAGCCUGUCGUGUCCAAGAAGACCGGCACUGUUUUUGAGAAGCGGCUGAUUGAGAAGUACAUCGAGGAGAACGGGAAGGAUCCCAUCACCGGCGACGAGCUCGACCCUGAAGACCUGCUGCCCAUCCAGUCCGCCCGCGUCGUGCGGCCCAGGGCCCCGAACCUGACCUCCAUCCCCGCCCUCCUGUCCACCUUCCAGAACGAGUGGGAUGCCCUCGCCCUCGAGACCUUCAAGCUGAAGCAGCAGCUGUCACAAACCCGCGACGAGCUCGCAAACGCCCUCUACCAGCACGAUGCCGCCGUCCGCGUCAUCGCCCGCCUCACCAGGGAGCGUGAUGAGGCCAGGGCUGCCCUCUCCAGGGUGACCGUGUCGGCAGGCUCCGCCUCCGGCCCCGGCGCCAACGGCGACGCUAUGGCCGUGGACAACGAGACACUCCCCGAGGAGCUGGCCGCGCAUGUGGACGAGACCCAAGCCAAGUUAUCCAAAAGCCGCAAGAAGAGGCCGGUGCCCAGCGGGUGGGCCAGCUCCGACGAGAUUGCGACCUUUGCGCCGCGCCUAUCCGAGUCGCUGCCGGCCCCGCAGGCAUCGUCCAUCGGGCUUGAGGCAGGCUACGCGGCCGUGGGGGGGCUCAAGGGAGACGUGGCCAUCUUCUCAACCACGGCAGGCACGCUGGAGCGGUCGCUCAAGGUGGACGAGCCCGUGACGGACACGCUGUGGAGCGGGUCCAGGGUCAUGCUGGCCACGGCCAAGGGGUCGGUCAAGGUGUACGACAAGGGCAGCGAGGUGGCGUCGUUCUCGGAGCACGCGGGGGCGGCGACGGCGCUGUCGCUGCACCCGGGCGGCAACAUCCUGGCGUCGGUGGGCACGGACAAGAGCUUCGUGCUGUAUGACCUGUCGGGGCUGCGGCGGGUGAGCCGGGUGUACACGGACGCGGCGCUGACGAGGUGCGCGUUCCACCCGGACGGGCACCUGUUCGCGGCGGGAACAAGCACGGGGGAGAUCAAGAUGCUGCUCACCAAGACAGGCGAGGAGGCGGCGACGUUCUCGCUGGGGGCGCCGGUGGAGGGCCUCGCGUUCUCGGAGAACGGGUACUGGAUCGCGGCGACGGCCAAGGGCCAGACGACGGUGACGGUGUUUGACCUGCGCAAGGAGGGUGCGGCGGCGACGGCCAAGGUGCUGGACGUGGGCAGCUCGGUGCAGAGGCUGGCGUGGGACUACACGGGGCAGUUCCUCGCGACGGCAGGGCCGUCCGGGGUCACGGUGCAGCAGUACUCCAAGGGCAGCAAGAAAUGGAGCGAGCUGCUGCAGAGCGCGACGCCGGCGGUGGGGCUGGGCUGGGGCGAGCAGGCCAAGACGCUGGUGACGGUGAACGUGGACGGCGUCAUCUCAGUCAUGAGGGCUCCCGACGAGGAGGCGUAGGAAGGAUGAUUGAUUCUCGGCGCACAGGCGAGGCGACAGUGACAGGAGCCUGGACAGACCAAGGAGAGGAGGGGCUGCUAAUAGGGCCGGAACACACUGUAUAUCAUCAAAAAGAAAGGAGGAGGAGGGAGGGCCCCCCACCCUGGUUGACAAUGAUACUUGGACUGGAUGGGUGGUAUAGGGUCUUUAGAUACGGUAUCAGAACACGAGAGCUCGGCACACUGCUUAUGGGAGCUAUACGGAGGUUUUGAUUUGCAUUAUGGAGAUGUUCACAAUGGUGGCAGAUAUAUGGUUGUUCGGCCACGACAAUGAGAUUGCCGCUCGGUCUGCCUGGCAGGAGGCGUAGGUGUUUAGGUACCUAGGUACUCCGUACAUCCACAUCCAGCCGUUGGACUAACAAUAUGUGGGUAUACAGGUAUCUAGGUACUUAGGUACUUAGGUACCCACGUGCCUGGGUAUACCUCCAUAUGUAUAUGAAUGUGCAAUAAGCAGGGCAUUACACAGUACGGUGAAACAGGAAAGGCAGGUGUGCCGAAUGUCAUAAAUGAUUGAUGAGAAUAGCUGAUCAAACG